This is a messenger RNA of Paramecium primaurelia, 1251 nucleotides long. The record is from the annotation of a GenBank genome assembly. Lineage: Eukaryota; Ciliophora; Oligohymenophorea; Peniculida; Parameciidae.
AUGUAGGUAAAAAUAAAUUUCUUAAAUUAUAGAUGGAAUUAGAAGGCAACACAAAAUUUAAUGAGUAUGAAGAGAAAAUUAGAAAUCAUUAAGCUAAUGGUCAUAAUUACUAAUAAGAUAAAUUACAUUAGAAAAAAGAAUCAGACGCUUAAUUUUUAAUUGCUUAAAAUCCUUUGUUAAUGAGAAAUCUAUUAAUCAUAAUAGAUACAACAAAAUCAUCUAAAAUAAGUGAUUUUAAACCAAGUCGUUUAGCAGUGGCUUUAUAAUUUUUACCUGUAAAAAAACACAAUAAUUAUGUAAUUAGGCAUUUAUCGAAUAAUUUUUAGAGUGCAAUCCUUUGUCUUAAAUAGGCAUAGCAGUUGCUGAAGAAUAUAAAUGCAAAACAAUUUUAGAUUUUACUUCAUCUUGUGUAAACAUAAAAUAAUAUUUGUCAACAAUCCAUUCAAUAAAUGAAGCUGGUUUUUCAAUGGCAGCCUGUUUAUAAGUAUCAAUGAAUAUCAUAAUAAUUUAGACUGCUUUACAUGUUUUUUCAACUACAUAAUUGCAUGCCUAAUCAAGUAUUUUGUUUGUGACUACAUCGACAUAUUCAGAUGAUAAACUUGAUUUAAAUGAAUGGAGUGAGAAGUGUGAAUCUGCAGCUAUUCAAAUAAAUGUGAUAUCUUUUGCAGGAGCUAUACAUCAAUUAAUUAAAAUAACAUAAGCAACUGAUGGAUAAUAUUUGUGUCCCAUUAAUGAAUAUCAAUUUAGCUAAGAAAUUUAGGUAUAUAGAUUGAUUGAUAUAUAUAAGAAAUUCAUUUCACCAUAAGAAUCAAAAAAUCAUAAAAUGAUUACAUAAUUGGUAAAGAUUGGAUUCCCAUAAAAAUUAAUAGUAAGUUAACCAACUUUAUGUUAAUGUCAUUUAGAAAUAGUGUAAUUUUAAUAAUAAUAUAUAAUAGAUACAAUUUUUAUAAAUGUCCAGUUUGUUAUAGUAAGGUUUGUUCUCCACCACUUUUAUGUCCAAUCUGUUCAACUUGGAUAGUUCUACCUCAUUAGAUACUUAGAAGUGAUGGUUUCAAUACUUUAGCUGUGUUUGAAAUUAUAAAUGAUGGUUUAGAUCAUAUAUGUUAUGGAUGUUUAGAAUCAACUACUGAUAUUCAUUCUACAUGUGAGAGAUGUAAAAACUUUUUCUGUUUGUAAUACUUUAUUUUAUAUUUUAGAGAUUGUGAUAUUUUAAUCCAUUCUAAAUUUAAAGUAUGUCCAGGCUGUGCUUGA